Molecule: messenger RNA, 2435 nt
Organism: Aedes albopictus (Asian tiger mosquito)
Lineage: Eukaryota; Metazoa; Arthropoda; Insecta; Diptera; Culicidae
Gene: Snx16
Exons: 4
Coding region: 867-2111 (414 amino acids)
Cellular component (GO): endosome
Molecular function (GO): phosphatidylinositol binding
Source: RefSeq, a predicted model, not a curated record
GCCUCGGUAUAUUGCAUUGAAUGGUGGCUGGUCGCCGAUUACCACUACACAACAGACUCAGUUUGCAUGUUUCUCUUUUCGACUAUCAGCACAGACGGUCCUAUCCUAUCAUGGUGGUGAAUGAAAACAUUCAAUAUGCAGCACCAGCACCCAUGCCCAACAUCCCCAAAGCACAGACCAGCUACGAGGAGGAGGUAUACAGCACAUUUCGUUAUAGCGUGGUUCCUACAGAUGUUUAUUGCUUGUUUCGCUUUUUGUUUUCCGUUCGUUUUGGCUGUUGCUUCUGCUGCUGCUGCGUUCAACACCAUUGAAAGAUCCAACCACGCAUUCGAGCAUUCAAAACUCGAAAGUCAUGUAAGUCACUUCUACGGUGUACUUAGCUCUGCAGCGCAGGAACUAAGUAGGAGUUUCAUUCAGUCAUCUGACCAGUCAGUCAGUAAGUCGAUCAUAUCUUGCUCUCCAGUGGAAUUAUUCGGACAAAAACCUGAAUACAAUAAUGUGUAACUAGAUUACUCAUAUCAAUCGCAAAUUGCGAGCUAGUGGGUGUUCUGCACCAAACAAGGUGCGCUGCAGUCUGACCAGUCCACAGUGGACAAAGAAACAACGAGCUUAGCGUAGCGUUCGCCAAACACAAAUUGGCUUACGAUGAGGAAGUAGACCUUCGUCAGUGCAAUCUUCAAGGUUUACUCUUGAGUUGACAGUGUGCAAAUAUACUACAGCCUUUGCGCACAUCCAUAUAUCAUCGUACGCAAGAAAGUGGCGAGUGUAUCAUCUAAUUAGAAUCGGUUCUGGUCGGUGGCCAAUACAGUGACCAGCAGUGGCGAUACGUGUAUAGGAGAGUGUAACAGGUUCGACAGGGAGCGAAGAUGUCGCUUCGUGCAAUACAGAAACGGGACAGGAACAAAUUAUCAUCUUCCCAGCAGAAGCAGCAACACUUUAUCAACAAAAGUCGAAGCUUCGGCGGAGGGCCUACGACGAUCGUCGUCGCUGGCAGUGGCAGUAGUAAUAUCAGUAGUGUUGGUGCUAGCGCUACUGCUAGCCAUCACAAUAAUAGUCAUCACCACCGACAUCAUCACCAGCUUAGUAGCAAAAAUGAAAAGUGGAGAAAUUCAAGCACCGUCAGCAUAUCGUCUUCUGCAACGGCAACACUGACUCCCAAGAAACGCUCUGUUUCCUAUCCGAGUUUACAGAAACGCAGCACCACCCACUCGUCGUCGUCGUCGUUACGGUUCACCAAGUCCGAAAGUGAUCUCUACACCAACGCCCAAUCCCCGGGAGGGAUGGCGUCGAGUGACACAGUGGAUACGAACAAUUUGUACCUGGGUGCCAAAUCCGAGGUUUGCCUGCGGACGUUGGCAGUCAAGAGCACCCAUCAGCCUCCGGCGCCAUUUAGGCAGGCCAGUUUGACCACCAGUGGGACUGCUGGUGGACAACGCCACAGGAUGUACGAAAGUAGCCGGAGGCCAUCGGAGAUCAGCAGUGGCGAUCUGGGCAGGGCCGACAAGUACGCCGAAAUCAGCAACAAUAACAAUGUCGCCGUUCGGAUACCGAUCAUCGGCUAUGAGGUCAUGGAAGAGAGAGCAAGAUUCACUAUAUUCAAGUUACGCAUCGAAAACAGCAUCUCCCACACAUGCUGGCUGGUACUGCGACGCUACACCGACUUUGUGCGACUGAACAACAAACUCCGAACGCUCUUCCCGCACUGUACCCUGGUACUGCCGCGGAAGAAAUGGUUCGGCGACAACUUCAGCAGCGGUUUCAUCGACAACCGGAUACAGGGUUUGCAGACCUUCAUCAACAUCAUCAUGGGCGAUGAGGCCAUGCGAACCUGCCCCGUGGUACGGGAGUUCUUCUGCCUUGAUGAACCACCAUCCUACUCGGAGAGCAUGGAAGAGUCGAGGAUAAUUUUCGAAGCUCAGGAAGAAACCAUAUCUCAUCUGAAGCAACAGCUCCAGACCAAAGAUGAACUGAUUUCAGCCCUCCAGGCGAAACUUGCCAACGAAAUGAGUAGAAAUAAGGUGCUAAGCAAUGUUUUACGGAACAGCUUCGAGAACUGCCCCAAAUGCGCGAAGCAGAUAGGUAAUCAUUUGAAAGAAUCCGCUAUGAAGUAAGAUUGUGCUAGAUAAGAUUCCAUCCUUCCAAUGUAAGGUAUGUGGAGCGCAUGUUACUGCACUCUACUAUAUUUAUAUAUAGUUUUGUUCGUUUUAUAUCUUGAUUGAAAUUUAAAGGCAUGUUUAUAUUGUUAGCGAGAAAAAAAAUCCAAUGUUAUCAAAACACCACUAAUGCCUUAAAUAGGUUGAUGUUAAGCAUAAAAGAUGGUUACACUAAAAAACAAAACAAAAUGAACAUUGAACUAUGUACCAUGAUUUAUUACGAUAUUACGACAUUACUUCAUUAUUUAGUUUAAAGGAAAUAUAAUCUCCAAUAUUAUUAAA